Messenger RNA from Andrographis paniculata, 1291 nucleotides. RefSeq names its product vesicle-associated protein 4-2. Bases 208 to 1014 code for a protein of 268 amino acids. Gene Ontology annotation, biological process: endoplasmic reticulum membrane organization. Gene Ontology annotation, cellular component: plasma membrane; endoplasmic reticulum membrane. The record is from RefSeq and is a predicted model, not a curated record. The transcript has 7 exons. Lineage: Eukaryota; Viridiplantae; Streptophyta; Magnoliopsida; Lamiales; Acanthaceae.
UUUUUGAAUUUGAGCUAUUAGUAUAAUAAUAUUUAUAUGAGGAAUAUUUAUUAAUUUUUUAGCGUUAAGUAUUUUGAUAAUUGAAGAAUAAAAAGAGGAAUUGGGAGUGGCUGGUCGAGUGGUCGUUGAAAUUUCCAAAACGCAGAGCAGAACAGAGCAGAGGGACUCUCCAAAAAGUUGAAUCAAUUCCUUCGCGACAGGAAUUUAAUGGCGAUUGACGACGAGAAGACGGACGGGAAGGUCUGGGGGCUGUUCAAGCUGCCUUUCCGGAACUCUCAGUCGACGACGUCGUCGUCUUCAUCGAAUUUGCAUCAUUAUAAUCAGUACAAUUACGGCCAUGGGAACACGAAUUCUAAUACUCAAGUGGAGGGAUCGGGUGGUGCUCAGUCCAGUGGUACCGUCUCCGUCUCCUCCGUCGCCAGAUCCUUGCUCCCCACGCGCCGUCGUUUGAAGCUUGAUCCAUCUAAUAAGCUCUAUUUUCCUUAUGAGCCGGGUAAGCAAGUCCGGAGUGCUAUCAAAAUAAAAAACACGAGCAAGUCUCAUGUAGCAUUCAAGUUCCAAACAACUGCACCAAAAAGUUGUUUUAUGCGUCCACCUGGUGCCAUUCUUGCUCCUGGCGAGAGUAUAAUAGCAACCGUGUUUAAGUUUGUGGAGCCCCCAGAGAACAAUGAAAAACCAACCGAUCAGAAAAGCAGGGUCAAGUUUAAGAUUAUGAGCCUAAAAGUGAAGGGCCCUAUGGACUACAUACCCGAACUGUUUGAUGAGAACAAGGACCAAGUGGCAGUUGAGCAAAUACUACGGGUUGUUUUUCUUGACAUCGAACGUCCUACUCCUGCUCUAGAUAAACUGAAGCGUCAAUUAGCUGAGGCAGAGGCCGAAUCGGAGGCUCGCAAAAAGCCUUUGGAAGAAACGGUCCCAAAGUUUAUUGGGGAAGGACUGGUUAUCGACGAAUGGAAGGAAAGAAGAGAGCGGUAUCUAGCCCGACAAGGCGAAGGUGUAGAUUCUGCUGUAUGAGUUGAGUUGCUCUAUCACGAAAGCUUCCAUGAGUGUCUUUCAAUGAUGCAUUCAAUCUUUCUUUUUUUUUUUUUUUUUUAAUCAUAGUUAUUCCUCCAAAAGGCAAUCAAUGUGACAUCUGCCAUUUUAAUUCGAAUUUUCUGUAACUUUUAAGGUAUACUAAUUUGGCUUUUUGCCACACAUAUACAUACAUGCUUGUAGAUACUUUGUUCUUUUUGUACUUGUUGUCUGUGGUGGCUAUGAACGGCAUUAUCUUGCCCUUAUCUUUUUAUCCCAA